CCUUUCAUGCAGAGCCGGAAAGGGUGUGGGGAGGAGAGGAGAGGGAGGCAGGUCUUGGGCCCUGGUCCUGCCCCCUGCUCCUCCCCACCCUUCUCAGGGCCUGGCCACCCAGCCAAAAGGCAGGCCGAAAGCAGGAGAGGCACAGAGUCCGGGAUUGGUCCCAGGCAGCAGUUACCCGCCGCCCUCCUGUCUGUUCCCAGAGCCAUGGAGAGAGCCAGUCUGAUCCAGAAGGCCAAGCUGGCAGAGCAGGCCGAACGCUAUGAGGACAUGGCAGCCUUCAUGAAGGGCGCCGUGGAGAAGGGCGAGGAGCUCUCCUGCGAAGAGCGAAACCUGCUCUCUGUGGCCUACAAGAACGUGGUGGGUGGCCAGAGGGCUGCCUGGAGGGUCCUGUCCAGCAUUGAGCAGAAAAGCAAUGAGGAGGGCUCGGAGGAGAAGGGCCCCGAGGUGCAUGAGUACCGAGAGAAGGUGGAGACUGAGCUCCGGGGCGUGUGCGACACUGUGCUGGGCCUGCUGGACAGACACCUCAUCCAGGAGUCUGGGGACGCCGAGAGCCGGGUCUUCUACCUGAAGAUGAAGGGCGACUACUACCGCUACCUGGCUGAGGUGGCCACCGGUGACGACAAGAAGCGCAUCAUUGACUCGGCCCGGUCAGCCUACCAGGAGGCCAUGGACAUCAGCAAGAAGGAGAUGCCGCCCACCAACCCCAUCCGCCUGGGCCUGGCCCUGAACUUUUCCGUCUUCCACUACGAGAUCGCCAACAGCCCCGAGGAGGCCAUCUCGCUGGCCAAGACCACCUUCGACGAGGCCAUGGCUGAUCUGCACACCCUCAGCGAGGACUCCUACAAAGACAGCACCCUCAUCAUGCAGCUGCUGCGAGACAACCUGACCCUGUGGACGGCUGACAACGCCGGGGAAGAGGGGGGCGAGGCGCCCCAGGAGCCCCAGAGCUGAGUGUUGCCCGCCACCAGCCGGCCCUGCCCUGCCCCCUCCAGUACCCCACCCUGCCAAGAGGACUAGUAUGGGGUGAGAGGCCCCACCCUUCUCCCCCAGGCGCUGUUCUUGCUCCAAAAGGUUCCAUGGAAAGGGACUGGCAGAGCCGAGGCCACCUGGGGCUGGGGAUCCCACUCUUCUCGCAGCUGUUGAGCACACCUAAUCACUGGUCAUGCCCCACCCCUGCUCUCUGCACCCGCUUCCUGCCGACCCCACGACCAGGCUACUUCUCCCCGAUCUUGCCUCCCUCCUGCCCCUGCUGCCUGAUGUUAGGAAUUGAGGAGUAAGUGUCCCGCCUUGUGCCUGAGAACUGCACAGUGGUAGGGGCUAGAGAUUGUGUGUGUGUGUGUGUGUGUGUGUGUGUGUGCGUGCGCUUGCCAGUGCAAGAUCGAGAUUGAGGGAAAGCAUGUCGGCUGGGUGUGAUCAUGUUUCCUCUCAAUAAAGUUCCCCUGUAACACUC
Messenger RNA from Callithrix jacchus (white-tufted-ear marmoset), 1450 nucleotides. It is a transcript of the gene SFN, whose product is annotated as stratifin. The record is from RefSeq and is a predicted model, not a curated record. NCBI's taxonomy places the organism in Eukaryota, Metazoa, Chordata, Mammalia, Primates, Cebidae.